This is a messenger RNA of Penicillium daleae, 1428 nucleotides long. Its product is annotated as NAD(P)/FAD-dependent oxidoreductase. The transcript is spliced from 2 exons. The coding region runs from base 1 to 1428 and encodes 475 amino acids. The record is from RefSeq and is a predicted model, not a curated record. Gene Ontology annotation, molecular function: oxidoreductase activity. Lineage: Eukaryota; Fungi; Ascomycota; Eurotiomycetes; Eurotiales; Aspergillaceae. Gene Ontology annotation, cellular component: cytoplasm.
AUGGGGGGCAUUUUCUCCAGCAUCUACCGGGUCUACCUCGACUUGAACGCCGUCAUCUCUGAGCUGAGUAGAACAAAACACUCCUUUGAUUCGCUCCUUGCUCGGGUUUCGAUGGUGACCCCUCCCGUGUCAAAUCCAUCGAUAUCUUAUUGGCAAAAGGAUCCACCAUUUCCCAAUUUAGUUGACGCCCACUCUCCUGUAUUCCCGACUACGACCGAUAUUGUCAUAAUUGGCUCCGGUAUUUCUGGCGCAAGUGUGGCAUAUACGAUCCUCAACCAGUCGCAUAAACGCGGGAUCUCUCCGAGAAUUGUCAUUUUGGAAGCGCGAGACCUUUGCAGUGGCGCAUCUGGAAGAAAUGGCGGCCAUAUCAAGUGUUCGCCAUAUAUGGACUAUGCAGGACUCAAAACGAGGUUUGGAUUGGAGCAUGCGAAAAAACUACUCAAUUUUCAGCGUCAACAUUUGGCUGUUAUGCUUGAUUUCGUGCAACAGAACGAAGACCUGAAACUUAGCGAGGCUCGAGAAGUUCAGACUGUGGAUGUUUUUACUGACGGAAAUAUGUGGAAUGAAGCGAAGGAAAUGGUGCAGGAACUGAGACAGGAUGCCCCUGACAUGGCCGAAGACAUCGUGGUGUAUGACGGUAUCGAAGCGUGUGAAGUCAACCCAGGUAAUCCGAUGAGGCCAUUCACUGUUCAUACACCCCGCGGAGAGAUAACUACGGCCCAUAUCAUCCACGCCACAGACGCAUUCGCAGCAAACCUUCUUCCUGGAUUGAAGGGCAAAAUAUUCCCCGUGCGAGGUCACAUGACGGCACAAGAGCCAGGAACUCUAUUUCCCAAACUUGGUGGUGCUAGGUCAUGGAGCUUCAUCCACAGGCGCGGUUUCGACUACAUCAGUCAACGUCCUGGAGCGGGUGAGCUUAUGGCAGGCGGUGGCGCUGUUCAAUCCCCAGAAAAGGGGAUGGAUGAAUUCGGUAUUUGGAGGGAUGACCGAAGCAGCUACUCUAUCCGCGCCUAUCUGGAUGGUCUCUUGCCCACGAUCUUCGGGGCGCACAACUGGGGGGCUGAUAUGGGUACCAAGGUGAAAAUGGCCUGGACUGGCUGUAUGGGAUUCACGCCGGACCUGCUGCCUUAUGUUGGUGUUCUGGACCAGAAAAUCACCAAGCGAAAAGCCCCAACUGUGCGCUCGAGCAAAGAUGCAAAACAACCAGCAGAAUGGAUCUCAGCGGGCUUUCAGGGCGAGGGCAUGGUCCUAGCUUGGCUAUCUGGAGUCGCGGUUGGCUUGAUGUUAGUUGGGGAAGAGGAUGAAAUCUUUGAACAGGCUCCGGGGAUACCAAGCGGGAAAAUUGCGGAGUGGCUGCCGGAAGAGUUUGUCUGCUCCACGCGGAGGUUGGAUCGUUCAAAUGUGUCUGAUCUUGCGACACUUCUCUAG